UUCCAAUCAGGGGUUUUCUAAGAGCUGCACAGCUACAUAGCUGGUAGCUGGCUCAGGAGCACGCGUGUGGGCCUGGAAGACGGAAAAAGGGCACUGCCCACUUGCCUGGUCUGCAGGCCUGGCCUCUGUUCUCAGGGCCUGGGAAACAGUCACCUCCUUUCCUGCUCUGGAGCCAGCAGCCUGUCCUCGGGGUCACUGCUAUUUCUGCCAAAGGGGAGAGGUAAUUAUAGCUCAGCCCUUGCCAGCUGGCCGAGCUCUGCAACCCAGAAAAGGGGCCUGGGGCGGGGACGCAGGCUGCCCACAGAUUGGGCCUGCAGGCGGCGGGCAGUCCCUCCAGAUCAGAGCGCAGGAAGCCGGGCAGACACAGCCUCGUCCACCUGUGCGGCCCAGAGCCUGCCUCUCCAGGGGCAGGAGGGCCCUGCCAGCCAAAACCUGCCCAGGACAGUGCUGGACAGUUCCCACUGGGGGACGCCACAGAGCCUGGCUGUCACUGUCCCUCACCUGGACCCAGGAAGGAGCAGGGGCAGAGACCAGGGCAGCAGGGUCAGGCAUGGACACCAGCAAGCCUUCUCCAAACGCUGUCAGAGCCCUGGUGAGCGCAGGUCUAUACAGUCACAGCCGAGCCAGCAGGGAAUGGCUCGUUCCUCGGGUCCCUUGAGCCCAGGCCAGGGUUUUGGGGAGCCCCAGAGGACUGGCCCUUUCUGGGCUGACUUAACCAGGAGGCCCACCAUGAUGCUGGGUGCCCCCUCCAGCCCGGGACGCACCAUUCUGGGGCAGGCGCAGCAGGAGGGUGGGCCCGUCAUCUCCAGCAUCAGUGUGCAGGGUGCUUGGCAGACAAGCCCCAUUCAACACGGGAGACGCUGACUCAGUGCGAGAGACCCACCUGGGUCCGGCUGUGGCCAGGAUCUGGAUCGGGGUCCACCUGCCCCGUCUGCUGGGCUGGGAGGCUGUCCCGCUGCACCAGCAGACACAGCCAUCACCCAGUCCUGUUGUCACUGCGUGUCCUAAACACCCCAGAGGCAAGCGGGCCCUCUCAGGGUGAGAGCGGGGCUCAGGGCCGCCAGGCCGGCCCCUGUUGCCUGCCCUCCAGCUCUGGUGGGGCACCUAGGCGAGCCCUGCGAGCACAUGGUCAUCCAGCAGCGCCCCCAGGGGUCUUCUUGCUCAAUUCAGAAACACAUGCUAUCUGGGGAGCUUCCAGCCAGUUCCCAGCUGGGAGUGCUGGGCUGAGAGCAGACAGCCCUUCCCUGAGGCCCCUGUCCACGCUCGGGGGAGGCUGGCCUGGAGGCACCAUGGCCUCCUGUCCCCUUUUCCAGCCGGGACAAGCAUGCGACUUGUGGCCUCAGUCCCACUUAAUGAAGAUAAGCUGCGCAGGGGAGGGGGGGUCAAAAAUCAGCCAGGGCCACCAAUCUCCGUGCUGACAGCCUCCGCCAGUGCCAGCCUGGACAAAAGGCAGAGAAGUGGCUGGGCCCGCAGGGCCACUGAGGCCACUGCCCUGCAGCUGUAAUGGAAACCUCCCUGCUGGCCUGUAAGCUGGCAGCUCUGGUCUCACUCUGCUUGAGGCUCUGAUCACCGGCGGAUUGCAGCUGGCCAGGUGGGCGAGCUCACCAGCGGGCAGCACCUGCAGGAGCCCAGGACCAUGUUCCAAUAAAUGCCGACAGCAGUGCCAGCCUUGAGCCCUGACUCCCGGCCGGAGACAGAUGAGACCAGAGAGAAUGAGGAGCCUCCUCCGGGCCCUAUGACACCCAGGGCGCAGAGGGAGGCUGACAAGAAGUGCCCGCCCUCCAUCUUGAGGCGGAGUGGGCUGCAACACCACGGCCCUGGGGCUGAGCCACAGAGGACCUCGAGGCAUGUGCGGUUCCAAGAGCCGCUGGAGGUGGCUGUCCACUAUGCUGCCUGCAGGGAGCCCCCCACCACCACCAAGGCACCGGGGCCACGCCUCUGCAGCGGCUCCCUGCUCCUGCGGCUGUCCGUGUGCGUCCUGCUGGCACUGGUGCUCGGCCUGUACUGCAGCCGGGCCAAGCCGGUGGCGCUGGCCCUCGAGGACCUCCAGGCCCGGCUGCUGGGCCUCAUCCUGUGCUUGCGGGACGCGGCCCUCACCUGCUGGCGCUGCCUCCUACAGCUCUGACCGCGCAGGACUCACCUCCACCCCGGCAGCACCAGCGGGCAGCAUUGCGGGCACAGAGCCCCAGGGUGGCUGGAGGCCCGAACCCUGAACCCUGGAGACUCAGGUCCCCACUCUGAUCAGGGGCCCCCCUGUUCACAUACUGGGGUCCUCUGUGAGGUUUCAUUAGAAAAAGGAUCCAGUACUGAAAACUGGGGACCCACGAGCUCUUUAGACCCCUCCCUCGUCCCAGUGGGAACUUGAUGCCCUUGGGCCUGGCCUGGAUGCGGCACAGUGUAGCCCCUAUAGAAGGGGUCACCCUGCCCUGAGUCUGGGGGACCCCGCAGGGAGGGGCAACUGGCCUUUUGCUUAGGGCCUGAACUGCCAGGACCCAGAAGCCCCGCUGGGGGAGGUGAGCUGGCUGCUGGGUCACGCCCUCCCGCAGGCCCCUCCCAAAGCCACACGCAGGCUAGGGCCCCACACCCCAACCUUGCUGGCGGUGUUGGGCUGUCAUCCUGAGCCCAGGUCUGACCCCUCACUGGGCCCAAGGCCUGGGGGAAGCAUGUCCUGCCCAGCACCCCCCAGCCAUCCUGCCUCAGGGUGUGGAGCAGAAAGGGGGACAGCAAAGAGCCCAGAGGCAGGGCAGCUCUGCCCAGAUGCCCACCAUUCUCAGAACACAGCCAUCUGUGCGCAUGUCCGGGGCAUGCUGCACAGCUGGGGGCCUGUGAAUACCCAGACUGCACGCACUGCCAUGCCGUCCCCCAUGGGGCACGGCCAAGGGGCCCCUCCAGACCCCGCACAGAGCAGGGAGGCCCAUGGCCCUGGGACGACCUUCGAAUGAGUGUCCACAGGCUGCCCCUUGGGGGGCUGACCGCUAAGCCCUGCCCACCAGAGGUGGGGAGACUGAUUUCCUAUUAAAACGCACGGAACCUC
Messenger RNA from Manis javanica (Malayan pangolin), 3034 nucleotides. NCBI's taxonomy places the organism in Eukaryota, Metazoa, Chordata, Mammalia, Pholidota, Manidae. The record is from RefSeq and is a predicted model, not a curated record.